Arabidopsis lyrata subsp. lyrata is the source of this 4333-nucleotide messenger RNA. RefSeq names its product subtilisin-like protease SBT4.14. The record is from RefSeq and is a predicted model, not a curated record. Gene Ontology annotation, biological process: proteolysis. The transcript has 12 exons. NCBI's taxonomy places the organism in Eukaryota, Viridiplantae, Streptophyta, Magnoliopsida, Brassicales, Brassicaceae. Gene Ontology annotation, molecular function: serine-type endopeptidase activity. Bases 204 to 2462 code for a protein of 752 amino acids.
CUAUGACAAUCCGCAUGUGUGCUCUACACCGUAUUUUUUAAAAGAAAUUAAACAGUUAAAUCUGUUUUCACAUUUCUCCAUUAUCAUAAGUAAUAUCUUUAACGAAUCAAGCCCAUAAGGUACUCUUACUCUCUAUUAAUAGAGGAGAAUGUGUCAUCUUCUCAUUACUCCAUAACCAAACUUAUCAUAUACACAAUAUCACAAUGGGAAUGUCAAAAUGUUCUCGUCAUCAUCAUCUACUUGUUCUUUUUAUUGUUCUUCUUGAUGUACUUUCGAUAUCACCAGGAUAUGCUUCAGCCGAAGAUGAACAUGCAAAGGAUUUCUAUAUCAUAUAUUUGGGAGAUCGACUAGAUGAUACAGAAGAAGCUAUCAAGAGACACAUAAAUCUUCUCUCGUCUUUGAAUAUGAGCCAAGAAGAAGCAAAGGAAAGAAAAGUAUAUAGUUACACUAAAGCCUUCAACGCUUUUGCUGCCAAGCUUUCUCCACAUGAAGCUAAGAAGAUGAUGGAGAUGGAAGAAGUUGUUGGUGUAUCCCGAAAUCAAUAUCGCAAACUUCACACAACAAAAUCAUGGGACUUCGUUGGACUUCCUCUGACAGCAAAAAGACAUCUAAAAGCAGAGAGAGAUGUUAUUAUUGGUGUUCUUGAUACAGGAAUAACGCCAGAGUCAGAGAGUUUCCAUGACCAUGGUCUAGGCCCUCCUCCGGCUAAAUGGAAAGGAUCUUGUGGACCUUACAAAAAUUUCACCGGAUGCAACAACAAAAUAAUCGGCGCCAAGUACUUCAAGCACGACGGCAAUGUGCCUACCGGCGAAAUCCGAUCACCGAUCGAUAUCGACGGCCAUGGGACGCACACGUCAUCUACUGUAGCCGGCGUUUUAGUCGCAAACGCGAGUCUCUAUGGCAUAGCAAACGGUACCGCCCGCGGCGCGGUUCCGUCGGCGAGGUUGGCGAUGUACAAGGUUUGUUGGGAGAGAUCCGGCUGUGCCGAUAUGGACAUCCUCGCCGGAUUCGAAGCAGCGAUUCACGACGGCGUUGACAUUAUAUCCAUCUCUAUCGGCGGUCCAAUCGCCGAUUACUCUUCCGAUUCGAUAUCCGUCGGGUCGUUUCACGCGAUGAGGAAAGGGAUCCUGACGGUGGCGUCCGCCGGGAACGACGGACCGAGCUCAGGCACUGUAACGAACCAUGAGCCGUGGAUAUUGACGGUUGCUGCAAGCGGAAUCGAUCGGACGUUCAAGAGCAAGAUAGAUCUCGGCAACGGCAAAUCCUUCUCUGGGAUGGGAAUAAGCAUGUUUAACCCCAAAGCCAAAUCGUAUCCGCUUGUAAGCGGCGUUGAUGCUGCUAAGACCACAGACGAUAAGUACUUGGCUAGGUACUGUUUCUCUGAUUCUUUGGACCGAAAGAAGGUGAAGGGAAAGGUAAUGGUGUGUAGAAUGGGGGGAGGUGGUGUGGAGUCUACUGUUAAAAGCUAUGGAGGUGCUGGUGCGAUCAUAGUUAGUGAUCAAUAUCAAGACAACGCUCAGAUUUUCAUGGCACCUGCCACCAGUGUUAAUAGCUCCGUUGGCGAUAUCAUCUACCGAUAUAUCAACUCCACAAGAUCGCCAUCGGCUGUGAUUCAGAAAACCAGGCAAGUGACAAUCCCUGCUCCAUUUGUUGCUUCUUUUUCAUCAAGAGGUCCCAAUCCGGGAUCAACACGCCUUCUCAAGCCUGAUAUCGCUGCACCCGGGAUUGAUAUAUUGGCGGCCUUCACUCUCAAGAGAUCACUGACUGGGUUAGAUGGUGACACCCAAUUCUCAAAAUUCACCAUCCUGUCUGGCACCUCAAUGGCAUGCCCUCAUGUUGCUGGUGUAGCUGCGUACGUCAAGUCUUUUCAUCCGGAUUGGACACCCGCUGCCAUCAAAUCCGCCAUCAUUACCUCAGCAAAACCGAUAAGCCGGAGAGUGAACAAGGACGCAGAGUUCGCUUAUGGGGGAGGCCAAAUAAACCCACGACGAGCCGCAAGCCCUGGCUUAGUCUACGACAUGGACGACAUCUCCUAUGUUCAGUUCUUGUGCGGCGAAGGCUACAACGCAACCACUCUGGCUCCAUUGGUGGGGUCACGCUCCGUGAGCUGCUCCUCCAUUGUCCCUGGACUCGGCCACGAUUCCCUCAACUACCCAACAAUCCAACUCACGUUGAGAUCUGCCAAAACGUCCACAUUGGCCGUGUUCAGGCGGAGAGUCACCAACGUGGGAGCACCGUCGUCGGUCUACAACGUCACCGUGAGGGCACCGAAAGGAGUUGAAAUCACGGUGGAGCCACGGAGUCUGUCGUUUUCAAAGGCUUCACAGAAGAGAAGCUUCAAAGUGGUGGUGAAGGCCAAACAAAUGAUUCCUGGGAAGAUUGUGUCAGGCUUGCUCGUGUGGAAGAGCCCACGUCACUCUGUUCGGAGCCCCAUUGUUAUCUACAGUCCUACUUCUGAUUAAAUUAAUCACAUCCUCAUACAAACAUUUUACUUCAAUGUAAUCAUCUCACUUUGUUCCUAAACUCAAUUCAACAUAAAAAAACAUGAAAACUACUAAACUUAUAGGCGAAUCAGCCCAUAUUAGAAAAUUUGGGCCCAAUAACGCAACUAAUGUUAUUUACAGAAUCACCCCGACCUUUCUCUACUAAAUGAAUGAUAAAUAUCGGAAAAGCCCUAAGCAAAGCUUCUUCUUGAGCUUUUUUUGUCUUUGGUCAUCAAUGGAAGCUUCUCUACCCGAAGAAGUGCUUCAGCCGCUGCUACAUGCGUCGGAUUUAUCAUACUCUCUAGAAGGUUGCUUGAAGUUUCUUCUAGAGUCUUCCAAGACCGAUUCAGGCCGUUCCGAUCUCGCUUCCAAGUGUAUCCUUCCGUCGAUCCUCCGUCUUCUUCAGCUUCUUCCUUACCCAUCUUCCCGCCAUUAUCUAAAUCUCUCUCUGAAAGUCCUCCGCAACCUAUGCGCCGGCGAGGUUUCGAAUCAGAACUCUUUCGUCGAUCACGACGGUUCUGUUAUCGUCUCCGAGUUGCUUGAUUCCGCCAUUGCAGAGAAAAUCACGGAUUUUGAAACUGUUAGGUUCGGAUUGCAGGUUCUAGCGAACGUUGUAUUGUUCGGAGAGAAACGUCAGAGAGACGUGUGGCUCCGCUUUUUCCCGGAGAGGUUCUUAUCAAUCGCUAAGAUAAGGAGGCGUGAAACCUGUGAUCCUCUGUGUAUGAUUUUGUAUACGUGCUUUGAUGGAAGCUCAGAGAUUGCUUCAGAGCUUUGCAGCAGCGAAGGGCUCACCAUCAUCGCUGAAACUCUACGGACUUCAUCUUCCGUUGGGUCUGUGGAGGAUUAUUGGCUCAAAUUACUGGUUUCGAGAAUCUGUGUCGAAGACGAUUACUUCCCCAAGCUCUUCUCCAAGUUAUACAAAGUUGAAACGGUACUAAAUACUGAAAAUGAGAAAUUUACAUCAGAGCAAGCCUUUCUUCUGAGGAUUGUGUCUGAUAUUGCAAAUGAGCGGAUAGGAAAAGUGGCAAUCCCCAAGGAUACAGCUUCUUCAAUUCUCGGAUUAUUUAAGCAAUCAGUUGACGUUUUCGAUUUUGUUUCGGGUGAAAGAUCCGAGCUUCCAACGGGUUCAACUAUAGUAGACGUGAUGGGCUACUCUCUGGUGAUUAUAAGGGAUGCUUGCGCUGGAGGAAGCCUUGAAGAACUCAACAAGGACAACAAGGAUUCCGGUGAUACUGUUGAGUUGCUCUUGUCCUCUGGACUAAUAGAGCUCCUCCUUGAUCUGCUUCGCAAACUUGAUCCUCCAACAACUAUAAAGAAGGCUCUAAACCAGAGUCCUACUUCUUCUUCUUCAUUUAAGCCCUGCCCUUACAGAGGAUUCAGGAGAGAUAUUGUGUCGGUGAUUGGGAACUGUGCGUAUAGAAGAAAAGAGGUACAAGAUGAGAUCAGGGAGAGAGAUGGGCUCGUCCUAAUGUUGCAGCAGUGUGUGACCGAUGAUGAGAACCCGUUCUUGAGAGAAUGGGGCUUGUGGUGUGUGAGAAAUUUGCUAGAAGGGAACCCAGAAAACCAGGAGGUGGUGGCUGAGUUGGAGAUUAAAGGCUCUGUGGAUGUGCCUCAACUCCGUGAAAUUGGUCUCAGAGUUGAAAUUGAUCCUAAAACAGCCAGGCCAAAGCUUGUCAACGACACCUGAAGCUUCUUUGCCAUGGCUGAUGCAAUCUAUAUAUGUGUUGUUUCCAUAUACAUGAUUUCUUAUUCUAAUUAGAAUUUGGAUUAAGUAGUUUAUUUUUUCACCAAAGACUAAGUAUUCGCUGAUGUAAUUUUUACUUGUUAUUCAAACUUUGUUUAUUUACAAA